Molecule: messenger RNA, 423 nt
Organism: Didymodactylos carnosus
Lineage: Eukaryota; Metazoa; Rotifera; Eurotatoria; Philodinida; Philodinidae
Source: the annotation of a GenBank genome assembly
AUGACCGACGUUUUGUCUUCUCAUUGGCAACAACAAUCUCAUAAUCGAACAACAAAUCCCACGUCCACUACUCGCUCAAAUUAUCGUCGUACGCUCCCCCAUGAUUAUUCUCAAAAAUUGAAUGUAUCUCGAAAAAUCACCGUAUUUCGAAAUGGUGAUCGAUAUUUUGCCGGUAAACAAUUUUCAAUUACACCUCAACGCUACUCAUCAUUAGGUCAACUAUUACAAGAUUUAUCAAGUACAGUUGAUUUACCGUACGGUGUCAGAAGACUUUUUACUCCAAAAUCUGGCUCAGAAGUAACCGAUGUACAAAUUUUGAAAGAUGGUGCUUCCUAUGUUUGUGCGUCAUUUGAACCGUUUCAAAAAUUGGACUACAACACACAAAUGGUGCCAAAAGGAACGUUUAACAUUGAGCAAGGUUAG